Molecule: messenger RNA, 2668 nt
Organism: Aricia agestis (brown argus)
Lineage: Eukaryota; Metazoa; Arthropoda; Insecta; Lepidoptera; Lycaenidae
Gene: Syn2
Product: gamma-2-syntrophin
Exons: 12
Coding region: 430-2019 (529 amino acids)
Cellular component (GO): intracellular anatomical structure; dystrophin-associated glycoprotein complex
Molecular function (GO): protein binding; structural molecule activity
Source: RefSeq, a predicted model, not a curated record
AGGUUCGCUUUCUCAUGCAAAUUCUAUUAAUUAUUUAUAUUUAAGCGCUAUAAUUAUGGGAAGUGAUCAUUAAAUUCCUAUUAGAGUCAAAUUAAAUGUAAAAUGUGAAUAAUUUAUUCAGUAAUUGAGUAUAAGGUGCCUAUGUGAAGUUAUCAUUUAUGAUUUGUUUUGGUUUCAUUCACGUCUAUUGAUUUAUCGUAAGCCAGUGACCUGUAUUUCGUAUUUGUUAUUUGAAUCCCGUAAAUAAUUAAUUAAACUUUAUACAGAGUACGGAUAACGCAUUGCGUUCUCCUGUAGAUCAAUUGGACUACUAAAAUGAACCAACUGUGUGUAAAACUUGUAAAAGAAUUAUGACAUGUCCAACUUGUGAGUGAUGAAACGCAGUUUAGAUUAAAAUAUUUGUGAUUUCGGUAUGGUGAUUAAAUCAUAAUGAUGACGCCUAUCGAGGAGAAAAAAGAUGAAAAGAUCCGCAUGGGAAUGGUGCAGGUGUCGGACGGGAAGUCCCGUCCGCGGCCUGCACGAUUGCUCCUCACCAUGGAGUCUGUCACCGUUCAGAGAGAGGUGGUGGUGCAGCCUCAGCCACCUCGGGACAAAACUGUACCACAUGCCAGGGAGCGAAUGGUGCAAAUAACUCGGCAGAAGGUUGGCGGACUCGGUCUUAGCAUAAAAGGUGGGGCUGAGCACAAGCUGCCCAUACUCAUAUCCAAAAUAUAUAAGGACCAAGCAGCUGAUCAGACUGGCCAGCUGUUUGUUGGUGAUGCUGUUAUCAAAGUGAACGGCGAGUACAUAACUGCGUGCAAGCACGACGACGCGGUCAACAUCCUCCGUAACGCCGGCGACAUUGUCGUGCUCACCGUCAAACACUACCGCGCCGCCACGCCCUUCCUGCAGAAACAGGCUGAUGGCGCGUCCGACACGGACAGCAGUACAGGCGACGACCAUCCGUCACACAAGCCGGACGCCAACUGCAAUACUGAGACCAACGGUGGAUGGCAGAGCGCUGAUGAUAGUAGACCUGGCAGCGCGGGCUCCGCUCGCUCCCGACCUCCCUCUGUCGCAUCUGACCGUCUCACCGAGAACCGAACUGAGACUAGGGAGUGGGUGGACGUUGUAUCCGUGCCGCUGAUGAUGGGCUACGUAACCAGAUACGUGUUUGGCACGGACAAGCUGAGACCUGGAGCCUUUGAGGUUCGCGGCGCGCGGCCGCAUAUAACGUCGGGCGUGAUCCACGUGGAGGAUCCGGCGGCGCUCUCGCACUGGCUCAAGAGCAUCUCAGAUAACAUCAUGGGCCUCACCAACCUGCAGAUGAAGCUGCUAAACCGGCACUUAGCGGCUGGCGAGCGUAUCGAGUACAUGGGCUGGGUGCACGAAGGCGUGGUGUCGCCCGCGCAGCCCUGGCAGACCUACCGUCCGCGGUUCCUCGUGCUAAAGGGCACUGACGUCAUGCUGUUCGAUGUGCCACCGAUGAACACAAGCGAGCUAGCGAAAUGCCCGGAAAGCCUCAAGGUGUACGCGACACUAUUCCGAAGCGUGAAAGAGAGCGAGACGGUGGACUGGCGGCAGCACUGCUUCCUCCUACAGUCCGGGGCCGCCGGAGCGCCGCACCCGCGGUACUUCAGCGCUGACACCCGCCAUGAGUUGUUGCGCCUGGACGCCGCGUGGACCGCGUGUUUGGUCGCCGCUGUGGUGCGACUCGGCAAGAAGACGUUCACGGUGGUGCACGGCGGUCGCGCUGCGGGCCUGACGCUGGACUGGGCGAGCGGGUUCUCACUCAGCGAGGGAACGCCCGGCGCGCCGCCAGUCUGGUCAUACAGGUUUUCGCAGCUGCGAGGCUCAAGCGACGACGGGAAGUCUAAAUUAAAGUUGCAUUUUCAAGACUCCGAGACCAAAGUUAUAGAGACGAAAGAGUUGGAGUGUCAGAUCCUACAGAGCCUGCUGUUCUGUAUGCACGCGUUCCUCACGGCCAAGGUCGCGUCAGUGGACCCCGCUUUCCUCGCCUCCAUACACCAGUCCAACUGAAUCUGUCCCGCUCUAUCAGGUACAACGAGAUAGAGAUAGACUAUAUGCGACACAUGUCCCGCUCGACAAGAAGAUAGAGAUAGACUACAUCUAUGCAGUUUGUAAGUGAUUUAAUCUUUGAGGCGUAAGAAGAUAUAGGGAUAGACUAUUUGUAAGAAAUUACAAGGAUGUUAUGGUUUACAAUGUAUAACAUGGGGUAAUUAGCAUGUGGUUGUGUCAACAAUGCUCUGUCUCUCUCAUUAUUACGAAAUAAAACAAGGACAGACUAUAUUAUACAAUUACAAAACAACAAAAUAUAUAAAACUAUCCUUGAAUUCGCUACUAAAAAUAUUUCAGUAUCGUCUCUAUAUCCCUAGUAAAUUUGGUGUCAUGUAACAAAAAUACUUGUCUAAAAUUACAUCGAAAUCAAUAUUAUGUACUGAGGGUACUCAUCAUUAUAAAUGUGUUGAUUAUUUGUAAAUUAUAAACUGUCUCAAUUUAUAUUGCCUUCGUAGUGUUAGAAUUUCGUUUGUAACGUAUGUAAAACGAUUUGUUGGUGAAACGACGUUGAAAUUAGUCUAAAAUAUUUAUCGAUUGGUUAUUUAAAAUUAUUGUGCAAUAUACGAAUUGUAAAUAUAUGAGCGAAUGGAGUGUUCGAUCCUUGCUAAAA